Molecule: messenger RNA, 3336 nt
Organism: Anoplophora glabripennis (Asian longhorned beetle)
Lineage: Eukaryota; Metazoa; Arthropoda; Insecta; Coleoptera; Cerambycidae
Product: RNA-binding protein 24-A-like
Exons: 5
Coding region: 278-1264 (328 amino acids)
Cellular component (GO): cytosol
Molecular function (GO): RNA binding
Source: RefSeq, a predicted model, not a curated record
UUGGUUUUAUUCGUGACUGAGCGUCCGCACCGGUCAUAUGUGUCGAGCAUCGCGCUUCACUUGACGAGUUAUCUCUUAACCCUUAGUUGGUCCCCGAUACACAUAUACGUUCGGCGAACAGCUGUAGCUCAGCCAGUCUAAAAUUAGUCCGCAGUGGUUAGUCGGUAGCGCACAAACCAGUCGCACGUGCUCCAACUCGUACCCGAGAGAUUGUGUGUUCUUCUGAAAGCCAGCUUUCGAAGAACUUUAUGUGCAAAACGGCCCAACCUGCGCACCUAUGCGAGAUCGCCGGAGUACCUUCACCAAAGAGUACAUAAACAACAUUGUGAACCCCCUUGGAAACCGGCCGGCUCGACCAACGGAAAAUCACUCGUCCCGUGUGGCAGAGGAACGCGCGGCAAUAUCCGAGCCCGCAGAGGAAACAGCCAAGAUCAUGCUGAUGCCGAGUGCUGGAAUCGCCGCCACCAGCGAGGCCGACAGCCUCGUAGGGGGGCUGGGCGGCCUGGGCGUCCUAGGGGCCACGGGCACCCUCAACGGCACCGGCGUCCAAAACAAGGACACGACGUGGACCAAGUUGUUCGUGGGGGGCCUGCCCUACCACACCAGCGACAAGUCGUUGAGGGACCACUUCGCCGUUUAUGGGGACAUCGAGGAGGCUGUGGUUAUCACGGACAGACAGACGGGCAAAAGUAGAGGAUACGGGUUUGUUAUAAUGGGAGACCGGGCUUCCGCUGAAAGAGCGUGUAAGGAUCCAAAUCCAAUAAUAGACGGAAGAAAGGCAAAUGUGAACCUAGCGAUAUUGGGAGCCAAGCCAAGAGGAAAUGUUCAAGCCGGUUUUCCAUUCCCCAGUGUAAGGGCAGGCUACCCCACUCUCCUCCCCAGCCAGUACGGGGUACCACCCGGCUACGUAUACCAAUCACCUUAUUUGGCAGCUACGGCACCCGGCAGUUUGGUACCGCUCCAAGCGACGCAGCUGACGCACGCCGCAGCCGUUGCGGCCGCAGCUACGUCGCAGUUCUACGAAUACCAGAACGCGGUAGCUGCAGCUGCGGCUGCGCCCUACACGGGACAGUACACGAAUGGAUUUGACGCUUAUACGCCUUACACUGGAGCUGCAGGUGCUGCCAGUUAUAUGCCGUAUGCGUAUGCUGCUCUUCCUCAGACCCCUGGCCUGCCUGCUGCAGCAACGACAGGAGCUUUUCCUGGCAUCCCCUACCAAACUGCAGCGCAAGCCCAAAGUCUACAAGAAGCGCGAUUGCAAUAAAUCCCGUGCUCUGAAUUGUCUUGACCUUAAGUGAUUGAUAAUAUUUAAAAUUAGUGAGACACGUUAGAUUUUUAAAAUAUUUGAUAACUCUAUUAUGGAUCUCAGAACAUCUCAGAACAUUCAAAUAGAAAAGACAAUUUCUUUUACAUUUUUUUUAUUACUCUUUUUAAUGUAAAACAUCUCGAAUGAACAAACGACAAUUUUCUUUUCUAAAUUUCUAUUGUGGACUGAUGACAUCAAUAUACAGGGUGUGCAAUAAAUUAUCGAUUCUUAUUUACUUAGAAAAAAUCUGAGAUAUUCUGCAUUUCUCUGAAUGAAGUUUGAAAAAUGGUUAUUCUGUUGGAAAAGUAUAUAAAGAUAAGUGGAAAUUAUAUACUCUCAUUAUAUAAGAAUUCUUUUUCAAACUUUACAAACUACUUUGUAUUAGUGGAUCUGCUAUUUAAUCUAAAAGGUAGAUAUUAUGUUAUAGUAAAUAUAUUAAUUUAUUAUUAGUGAAUUAAUUCCAAUAAUUAGUUACCAAUGAGUAAUUAAAGGUAUAAUGCUCAAUAAAAAUAACAGACUUCGAAUUGCUCCUACUUUUGCAGAGAGUUGUUGUUAAGACUGCAAAAGAAAGUGCAAUAACUACGAAAAUUAAAGUAGAUAGAUUAUUAUUUAAAUAGUUUCUUAUUAUAUUUAAAGAAUAGUUCUAGUCUUAAAUAGGUACAUAUACAUAUAUAAAUAAUACUUAAAUAUAUCCAUAUUAGUAUGUAAAUUAUAUCAAAUUAUAUAGACUAAGUACCUAAUUAUUGGUACAAAACAUUUUUAGAAAGCUUUCAAAUAAAGUACUUAUCGAUUUUAAUAAAGAAUUACUUUAAUUAAUUAUCAUAAAAAAUGAAGCCUUUCUUUUUAACCUUUCUGAAAAUGUUAUUUUAAAAUUGAUUUAAUGUAUGAACCAGGUGUACAGUAUGCACAAAGUUAUUCUGUACUCAGUUGACAAUUGUAUUUCUUCCAGAUGUACCUAAACCACCUUAUAGACAUACCUAAAUUUACACAAUUGUAAUCUAAAAUUGUUAAAAGUUUUCCUAAGGUACGUUGUAAGCUGUAAGAAAUUUAUUAGACCUGCACAUUCAUCAGCCACUUCCACUAUUUUAUAUGACACUGAUGUCAGCAUUUUUUAAUGUACUUCAACUACAUUUUCCUAAUCAUCUUUAUGUAGUAAAAUAUCAGAACAUUAAUUUAUAUGCUACUGUACAUGAAUUAUGAAAAAAGUCACAAAUGCACUAUAUAUACUGAAUAUUUACAAAUUGCGAUAUUUCUUAUCUAAAGACUGUUCUAAAGCUAACACUACUUUAAAAACGUCACUAACUGUAUACUUAUGAAUGUUCCUGUCAACGCACUUAGGGCUAGAAAAUUAUCUAAAUAGUGCAUUACCCAGUGCCUUUUAUCCUUUGUACAACGUUAGCUAGCCAAAAAGCUGCAUUUUCAACAUAUUGAAUAUUUUGGCCCUUUAAACAGCUAAAUGUGAUAACUAAUUGGGAGGUGCAUGGAAAUAACAUCUAGUCAAAUAAUUUAAUUACUGUUUUCACACUCCGUCCAUAAUCAUUGUUUUGGUGCCUCUUUUAAUGGUAAAAUCUAUUCAGCCAUAAUAGACUCACAAUUUUUAAGUUGAUUUUCCUACUCUUCCUUGUUGAUAUGAAAAUUAGGAGGUAAAAAAGACGAAUGCAAAUUUAAGGGAGAUAUAUUUUUAUACAGUAUGAUAAGGUAUAACAAAUACUGUAAAAUUUGUAUAUUCAAAUUAUUCUCUUAUAACAUUGAUGUGGACGUAUUAGCAGCCCUUUCCUUUCUAUAUGGGAAAUGUACAUAAUAAAUGUCAUUAUUUGGUAAAUAUAGCUAGUAGAAUUAUUUAUAAAGGCUUAGUUUAACUUUGCCGGUAAUUAAAUUUUUGUUAUGGUGGCCGAACCGCGUUUACUUUUGUUUUAAAAACUUCGUAUUACUAAGUACAGUAAUAUGUCAUUGUUAUUAUUCGAACUUAAAUUAUUUUCUACUAAGAUAAGAUAUCUAAUGUAAUCAGUUAAAUAAAUAUUUCUAAAAUA